CCACUGAGCAUGCGCAGAUCUCGGACAGGUUACACGAGUUUAUUUUCAGCCCUUUUCUUGGAGACGGGUCGUGGUGGUUUUGUAAACUGAGCGCAGUUACUUUGAACGAGUAUGACAAUGUUUUUCCUGGACUCUCGGACCUAAGCGGAAACGUCUCCGGAGCCCCGAGGUUUGUUAUUUCGCGGUGACAUGUGAAAUGUUGCUGCGCGGUUUGUCGGUAUUUCCAGGCGGCGACGGACAGACCAAGCCAGGCUAGUGACGCUAACUAGCAGCUCGGCUAGCUACCGUUAGCCUCUCCGCUGGCUGAGCGUGUUGUUGUGUCGACGCAGCUUUUAUAUCACAGCUCCGUUUGUUUAUAAGCGAACAUAACCGCCCGGGAAUAACGACUGCCGCUUGUUUGGUUUGGCACCACAGCGCUGUUUCAAUGCGCAGCUGCAAAUAGCUAAUGUUAGCCACUUCUGAACGCUGGACACUGCUGUGAGUGAGUGAGAGAGGGCCCCCUGAUACUGCUGAUAUCCAUCAUUAAAGACUCGUUUUGACGUCUAGUCCGUUCACAUUAACUAGACACAUUUAAACCGGUGCUGAAAUGCAGCGCUGAUACAUGUUUUCUGUUAGCUAGGAGCUCAACCACACACGUCGUUUUGUUUUGGCUGACAUGGCAGCCAGCGGAUACUCUGACCUGAGGGAGAAGCUGAAAUCCAUGACUCCACACAGAGACGAGUACAAGAAUAAAUACGUGGACGGGACGAGUAACGGCAGCGGGAAAGGUGGAAAACGCAAGUAUCGGGAGUCCGACGAUGACGACUGUGAGCACAGCGAUGACAGCUCGGAGCUCCGGGAGCAGGAGGCCGACCGGGUGAAGAGCAGCAUUCUGCAGAAGAACAUCUUCACCCCGGAGGAGUGCGCCCGCAUCGAGGAGAAGAUCGACGAGGUGGUCACCAGUGGGGAGGCUGGACUGUACCGUGAGCACACUGUGGACAGGGCGCCCCUCCGCAACAAGUACUUCUUUGGGGAGGGGUACACUUAUGGAGCCCAGCUGGAGAAGCGUGGACCGGGCCAGGAGCGGCUGUACCGUAAAGGAGAGGUGGAUGAGAUUCCGAGCUGGGUGCACGAGCUGGUGAUCAAGCGGCUGGUGUCCAGUGGAGUGAUCCCGGAAGGGUUUGUAAACAGUGCAGUCAUCAAUGAUUAUCAACCAGGUGGCUGCAUUGUGUCACAUGUGGAUCCUCUGCACAUCUUUGCACGGCCCAUCGUCUCAGUGUCCUUCUUCAGUGACAGCGCUCUCUGCUUCGGCUGCCGCUUCCAGUUCAAGCCCAUCCGGGUGUCAGAGCCGGUGUUCGUCCUGCCUGUGAGGAGAGGGAGUGUCACAGUACUCAGUGGCUACGCAGCAGAUGACAUCACUCAUUGCAUCCGCCCCCAGGACAUUAAAGAGAGGCGUGCAGUUAUCAUCCUUAGGAAGACUAGACCUGACGCUCCUCGACUGGACAGCGCUUUAAGCUCGUCUCCUGCAGAGAGACCGGCUCCUCUGAAAGCCAAACGCUCUCAUCGCAAAGCAGACCCUGAUGCCGCUCACAGGCCGAGGGUUCUAGAGAUGGACAAAGAAGAGAACAGACAUCCGUCAAUUUCCCGCCAACGUCGUCACAGCAUCAGCUCAGAGAACUACUGGAACCGAGGACAGGAUUACGACAAACAUCGGGAGAGUUCAGGACGUAAAGUCAAAAUGAGACGUCAUUGAGAACUUUUCACACACACGUGUACACAUAUAAAUAUACCAUUUCUUUUAUGUAAUUCAAUAUUGUAUCAUCCAUCAUUUUUUUUCGCUCCAGUUUUAGUCUGGCACAAGGAGCAAGUCGUCUGCAUUUUGAUUUGAGUCUGAAUCAGUUUGAGUGUAUAUUUGUUUCUGGCAGACGAAGCUGGCGUCUCUGCUGCACAUUAAAGAUCCUCGAGUUACUUAUUCCAGUUAAGCUCUGUUGUUAAACUGUUCAAUUACCUUGAAUUAAACAUUUAUUGUUUCUAUGUUCAUAGAUACUUCAAAAUGGCAUGUAUUUUUUGUAACCAAGAUGUACAGACCUUAAGAGCUAAAAGAAAGAUGUAUGUAUGGACUUGUACAAAAGGAAAGAUGAGCUGUAAUCUAACUUGUUAUAAUGUACAAUACGUUUGUAUAGUCUUUGAUUGGGGGAACUUUUAUGCAGAAAGACACCUUUAGUUUUUUCACACCUACAUUUCUGAUCCAAACCUUUACUGUGCCAUCUCAGAUCUUUGCUGUUUGUUCAUGUUCGCCUCCCUAUCGCAGUUUAUGUUGCAACAACCGGCAGAUGUGCGGCCAUGCUUUCUGUGCUAUGGUUUGAUUCAGCCGUGUUGCUCAUCUUGGUUGAGGUCACAAAAUGGUGUAUCAACUAAACUGAUGCGUUACGGAGUGAUGAAAAAAAAACUCAGGCCUUGUUUUACACUCCCGUUUCAGUCUAUAAAGUUGCUUUACCUGAGUGACAGAGGCCAUGUUAUUGCUGUUCUGUAUUAAAUCUAAUUUUUCCUCCUUUAAAUUGA
Molecule: messenger RNA, 2541 nt
Organism: Thunnus maccoyii (southern bluefin tuna)
Lineage: Eukaryota; Metazoa; Chordata; Actinopteri; Scombriformes; Scombridae
Gene: alkbh5
Product: alkB homolog 5, RNA demethylase
Exons: 4
Coding region: 656-1732 (358 amino acids)
Biological process (GO): mRNA processing; mRNA export from nucleus
Cellular component (GO): nucleus
Molecular function (GO): oxidative RNA demethylase activity
Source: RefSeq, a predicted model, not a curated record